AUGCCCUCCACACUGGCGAGCGAACAGCGCGAGAGUGGGGCGACACAACCAGGGAUCGCUGCGGCCUGCCACGGCCUCCUGUCUCGCACGACAGAGCGGCACCUACGGCGUACCCACCCCCACGUCGCCGGGCUCGACGAGUGUGGCGUUGGAGCCAUAGCUGGGCCCGUUGUUGCCGCCGCCGUCCUUCUCCCAGAGAGCGAGGACGCGGCCGCCUGGCUUCCGGCUGGCGACUGCAAGUCGCUCUCCCGCGCCGCCCGGCUCGACGCGUACGAGCGGUUGCGCGCCGCGCCACGUGUGCUGUGGUCGUGCGCCGCAGUCGACCACAGAGCCGUCGACUCGCUCGGACCGCAAGCCGCCGCUCACGCGGCGAUGCGGCUGGCGGCGGCGAGGCUGGAGCGGAAAGCAUGUCGCUCGUGCUUCUACUACCUGGUGGACGGCGAGGCGGUGCCUGCGGGCCUGCGCGGCGAGGCGCACGUUCGCUGCGACCAGUCCGAGGCGUGCGUCGCCGCUGCCUCCAUCGUCGCGUCGGUGGCGCACGAGGUUGCGAUGCGGUCGCUAGGGCGGCGCCACGGCCUGUGGGACUUGCCCACCAACCUCGGUUGGCCGAGCAGACAGCACAUGCGCCUACUCCUGCGACACGGGCCCAGCGGCUGCCACCGCGGCAGCUGCUUCCCCUUUGCGCCGCGGUACGGUCGCCGGCUCGCGUCGCAUCCCGACCGUGCAGCGUACACUGUCGUGCAGCGCGAGCUGCGGCGCGCGCGCAGCGAGGAUGCGGAGGCCCAGCACACACUGAUGUCAGUCAGCCAGUCAGUGUCACUCACGUCCCAGUACGGUUGA
Messenger RNA from Emiliania huxleyi CCMP1516, 840 nucleotides. RefSeq lists its product as hypothetical. Gene Ontology annotation, cellular component: ribonuclease H2 complex. Gene Ontology annotation, molecular function: RNA-DNA hybrid ribonuclease activity; RNA binding. The transcript is spliced from 3 exons. The record is from RefSeq and is a predicted model, not a curated record. NCBI's taxonomy places the organism in Eukaryota, Haptophyta, Isochrysidales, Noelaerhabdaceae. The coding region runs from base 1 to 840 and encodes 279 amino acids. Gene Ontology annotation, biological process: mismatch repair; DNA replication, removal of RNA primer.